AUAAACUCAAAUGUGUGGUCUGGGAGGGCAGAUGGCACUCUACUGCGAUCUGAUGGGUUGCUGGCAAGCAUUUCCGUAGUGUAGUUUUUAAUGCAUCAUGACACAGGCUCCACUGCCUGAGUCGUCUGUCCUAAUUUCAAGCUAGACACGCUAACCCGACAUACAUUACUUCACACACAGCAGCAGCCAGUGCAGAUGUAUGCACGCAUUUGACUCGUCCGUUAUACGCGGGUAUGAGAUCCCCUUUUGGUGAUAAAACACUUUUAAACGGAUGCAAUCAUCAUGUUAAAGCGGUGCAUGCUUUAAAUUUAUCCGUGGGCGAUUCGGGGUCGAUAAUACAUGGUAAUACCAACGUUCCCGGAGACAAGGAUGUCGAAACGGCUGCGAAAUAGCGAAGUUUGUGCGGACUGCAGCAGUUCGGAUCCUCGCUGGGCGUCUGUGAACAGAGGAGUUCUGAUAUGUGAUGGGUGCUGCGGUGUUCACCGCAGUCUGGGUCGCCACAACUCACAAGUGCGGCAUUUGUCAAACACACCCUGGCCGCCCACUCAGCUACAGAUGGUUCAGACAUUAUACAACAAUGGUGCUAAUGCAAUAUGGGAGCACACCCUGCUGGACCCGUCAUCCAUCACGAGCGGGAAACGCAAACCCAAUCCUCAGGAUAAAGUCCACCCUAACAAAACAGAGUUCAUAAAAUCAAAGUAUCAAAUGCUGGCUUUUGUCCAUCGUUUACCCUGUCGAGAUGACGACAGUACAGCAGCCGCUGAUCUAAGCAAGCAACUUCACUCCAGCGUGAGAACCGGCAAUCUUGAGACGUGUUUGCGGUUACUGUCGCUUGGGGCUCAAGCCAACUACUUCCACCCGGAGAAAGGGAACACUCCGUUGCACAUUGCUGCUAAAGCAGGACAAGUUUGCCAGGCUGAGCUCCUGUGUGUUUAUGGGGCGGACCCUGGUGCUCCAGACUCCACUGGCAAAACGCCCAUCCACUAUGCAAGGCAAGCUGGCCAUCAGGACCUGGCAGACAGACUGGUGGAAAUACAGUAUGAGCUCACCGACAGGCUGGCCUUCUAUCUCUGUGGGCGGAAGCCUGAUCACAAGAACGGACAGCAUUUCAUUAUACCACAGAUGGCAGACAGCAGUCUGGAGUUAACAGAGUUUGCAAAAGCUGCAAAAAGGAAACUGCAGUCUCUCAGUGAUCAUUUGUUUGAGGAGCUGGCAAUGGAUGUGUACGAUGAAGUGGAUCGAAGAGAGACGGAUGCAGUUUGGCUGGCCACUCAGAACCACAGCACCUUGGUAACGGAGACAACAGUUGUGCCUUUCCUUCCUGUGAACCCAGAGUACUCAUCAACACGAAACCAGGGAAGACAAAAGUUGGCAAGGUUUAACGCUCAUGAAUUCGCCACACUUGUGAUUGAUAUUCUAAGUGAUGCAAAGCGACGCCAGCUGGGGAAUGCUGUCUCAAGUCCUAAAGACAAUGUUGAAGUGUUCUUCAAAAGCACGGGUAGUCGUCACGGAAGUGAAAGCCAGGAAAUCGACCAGCCAGAUUAUGACAGCGUGGCAUCCGACGAGGACACUGACACUGAUUUACGAGUGGGCAAAGCAGACAGAGCGAAGAGUCUGGACUCUGAUCUGUCCGAUGGACCGAUUUCUGUGCAGGAGUUUCUGGAAGUGAAAAAUGCACUUUCAGCCUCGGAGGCCAAAAUACAGGAGCUGAUGAAGGCCAACAGUAAUCUGAGUGAAGAGCUGAGAUUAAUGCAGAAAAAGCUGCAGUCUCUGCAAAGCGAGAACAGCUCUCUCAGGCGGCAGGUCUCCGCUCAACAACCUUAUCAGGCCCCCGGCGGCCCUGACCACCCCAACCCCUCCAGUCCCUCCUCCUCUUCCUCCUCUUCCUCCUCCUCUGCCCUGAAACGCCACCUGUCUGCACGGGCGAGCCGCCCCAUGUCUAUGUAUGAAACCGGCUCUGGUCUGAAGCCCUUUCUCCCCAAGGGAGAGACCCCUUACCCUGAGGAGACCUUCCCCACCCUGCAACCCUUCCCAACCUAUGCCUCCAGAUUUGACAAGCAGAGCAGUGUGUCUGAUGGUGACUAUGAUAACACUGUUAACGAAUCUGAUCUGGAUGACUCCGGCUUUGGCCGUAGAUGUCGUCUGCGCAGCAGCGGCUGGAUGGGGGAGAGCGGCUCUAUACCCGAGCUGGAUGAUCACGAAUGUGAGCCCGACCCCAGUCUGCCCAGCACUGAAGACGUCAUCCGUAAAACAGAGCAGAUCACCAAGAACAUUCAGGAACUGCUGAGGGCUGCGCAGGAGAACAAGCAUGAGAGUGCACCAUGUGAACAGAGGGAGAGUGUCCGCAGACUGAGACACAGUCUGGGUUGUUUCAGCACACUGGUGCCUUGGGCAGACAAGCCCCCGUCUCCCAUGCAGUCCCUCGGCCUAAGAGCUCCCCACCCAGCCAACCCCACCAACCCUGCCUCCUGCUUUAUACCCUGCGCAGAAAGAAUACAUGUGGCUGUGAAUGAAAUGGCUGCCCUGUUCCCCAAGAGACCCCGCUUUGAGACGGUGAGGAGCUCUUUGCGAUUAUUAACAUCCAGUGCGAACCGGCUACAGAGUGAGUGUAAGAAAGCGUCUCCUCUAGAGAGCUUCCCUGCAGCAGACAUGCAGUUGGUCACCCAGCAGGUCAUCCAGUGUGCUUAUGACAUCGCCAAGGCUGCUAAGCAACUUGUUACCAUAACCACCAAAGAGAACAACAACUGAUUCUGCUUCCAUCCAUUUCCACCUGUAAUGCAACCCUGACUUUUUUCCCCAUAUGUUACUUUAUCAGUAAUUAUUAGGUAUGUCACAUGAGAUUUUUUUUUUUUUUUUUUUAGCUAAGGUGUAUAUGCAUGUGUUUAUUUUUAAUUUAAGGUGUCUGUUGUCAGUGUAGUUUGGCUUGAAGCCAUAAAUAGCCUGAAAUGCUCUUAAGGGUUGUGUAAGGACAUGUAUACGUGUUGCCCUGUGAAAGUAUAUUUGACUACAGUCUAGCUGGCAGUUGAGAUGUGGAUUGAGAGAACAAUUUAAGCAGAAGUAAAUCAGCAAUAGAGCAGUCAAUCAUGUAGUACAUUUUCAGUAAAUGCCUGACUCUUUGCACUAUUCUGAAAACUUUGACAGAUUUUACCUCUUCAUAUUCAGACACGUAGUUCAUUAUCUGUGGUUGUCUGUGUUGCUUAAUUAUGUUAAAAUCAAGCCUUUUCUACAAUAAUCUCAGUUAAAUAUUUAAUAUAUAAUGAAAAAAAAAAUCUAUCUGUACAAAGCAUUUAGUUAUUGUGGCCAGUUAGGCCAAGUUUAGGUACAAAUACAAUACACUUGUAAUUAUAAAGAUGUCAUAUUAAUUAUGAUUUAAAAAGAUCAUAUUUCAUUUAAUGUCCGAAGUUAAAUGACUUUUUCCCCAGUUGAAUAAUAUAAUUCAGAUUUAUAGGAUGUAUUGAAAAAAUUAAAAAUAAAGUAACAGCAGAUUAGGAAAUGUUAAUUAACCUUAGUUUAAUCACAUUUCAUCAGUGGUUUAGAGGUCAUGGUACGGUAUUUAAUUACAGCUUCUUCUUUUUCAAUAUACUGCAGAUGAACAAUCUCCACCAGCAGAUACUGAUACUGUGUUUGUGAUGGUUUAGAUGUGUUUUUGUUUUUUAGAUAGUUCCUCUUAUCGUACAUUCAGUUCAGUGUUUGGGCAGCUGUUAACUUUGCAGAUCUUUUUAUUUCCUCUCUAAGUAUUUUGGUCUAGCCUGAUCAGGUUAGUCUUACCAAACAGUCGUGCAGUGGACCGGUAGCUCAAUGUUAUUAGAGCUAUAGUCAGCGAUUUACAGACCAGUGUUAAAAUUCCCCUUCUUUUGACAGUUUGUAGUUGUUCAGAUCUGGUCUUCCACUCAUUAAUGUUAUUGAUAUGCCUGUGGUAAAGAAGAAAAUGUGUUCUUUAUUUUUUAAAUAAACUUAAUUUAUAAUUUUGAGCUUCAAUUCUUGCUUCAGGGUUUUUGUUAUUAUCAAAAACUGAGCCAUAUGAAUAAAGUGGAAAAAUU
This is a messenger RNA of Labeo rohita (rohu), 4040 nucleotides long. RefSeq names its product G protein-coupled receptor kinase interacting ArfGAP 2a (gene git2a). Gene Ontology annotation, molecular function: protein binding; GTPase activator activity. Lineage: Eukaryota; Metazoa; Chordata; Actinopteri; Cypriniformes; Cyprinidae. The transcript has 20 exons. The record is from RefSeq and is a predicted model, not a curated record. Gene Ontology annotation, biological process: brain development; regulation of ARF protein signal transduction. The coding region runs from base 340 to 2748 and encodes 802 amino acids.